AUCUCCAAUCCCUCCCCCUCCACUCCUCCCUCUCUUCUCGUCGAGCCGUUCCGGAGGAGAAAGGGGAGGGGGGUUGGUGGUUUUUUUUGUUUGGCGGCCGGCGGGAAUUUCACCGAAGAUUCGCCGAGGAAGAUGGACCCGCGGACGGCAUUGCCAUUCAUCAAACAGGAGAACGAAGACAGCACGGGCGCCGGGACGUGGCCGGACACGGCGGUGAAGCACGAAGACGACGAUGCCGAUGAAGGACGUGCAAUGGGAGCGUUUUGCACGGACUGCAGGAAGGACUUUGGCGGACGAUUAAGAAUGAAGGCAGAUAGAGUCAAACGACCCGGCCAGUCUCUGCGAGGCUGCCUGCAGUGCGGAAGGAAGCUCGUAGGCAGUGCGUUGCGCAUUAACAAGAAGAAGGAUAAUCCCGCGGAAGAUAAUGUCUGCAAGGGUGCGCCACGAGCGAAGGAUUCCGCAGCCGUGGAUCUUUCGGGAGAGACGGGCACCACCGGCGAGAAGCCCCACGAAUGCAAGGAGUGCGGCAAGGGGUUUUCGCAGCGUUUUCACUUGGAGAGGCACUCCAGAAUGCACACAGGCGAGAAGCCGUACGUGUGCAUGGAGUGUGGGAAAGGGUUCACGCAACGCUCCAACCUGGAGACGCACGCCCGAAUGCACACGGGCGAGAAACCGCACGCGUGCGAGGAGUGCGGGAAGGGGUUUUCGAAGCGCUCCACGUUGGAGAAGCACUCGAAAACGCACACGGGCGAGAAGCCGCACGCGUGCAAGGAGUGUGGCAGGAGGUUCGCGCAGCGUUUCCACCUGGAGAGGCAUUCCGUGAAACACACGGGCGAGAGGCCGCACGUGUGCGUCGAGUGCGGGAAGUCGUUCACGCAGCGCUCCAACCUGGAGACGCAUUUCAGAACGCACACCGGUCAGAAGCCGCACGUGUGCGAGGAGUGUGGGAAGGGCUUUUCGCAUUCUUCCACGCUGAAGAAGCACUCGAGGACGCACACCGGCGAGAAGCCGCACGUGUGCCUCGAGUGCGGCAAGGGCUUCUCGCAGCGCUCCGCUUUAAACACGCACUCGAGGACGCACACCGGCGAGAAGCCGUACAUGUGCGUCGAGUGCGGCAAGAGGUUCACGCAGAGGUGCAAUUUGGAGAUGCACUGCAGGACGCACACGGGCGAGAGGCCGCACAUGUGCACGGAGUGCGGCAAGAGGUUUACAGCGCGCACCGAUUUAACCAAGCACUGUAGAACGCACACGGGUGAGAAGCCGCACAUAUGCAAAGAGUGUGGGAAGGGCUUUUUAAAGCGAUCCACUUUGGAGACGCAUUCGAGAACGCACACCGGCGAGAAGCCGUACAUGUGCAUGGAGUGCGGCAAGAGGUUCACGCAGCGCUACAACUUAGAGAUGCACUCCAGGACGCACACGGGCGAGAAGCCAUACCUGUGCAAAGAGUGCGGCAAGGGGUUUUCGCAGCGGUCCACUUUAGACACACAUUCUAGGACGCACACCGGCGAGAAGCCGUACAUGUGCGUGGAGUGCGGGAAGAGGUUCACGCAGCGCUACAAUUUGGAGAUGCACUCUCGGACGCACACGGGCGAGAAGCCGCACGUGUGCGAGGAGUGCGGCAAGGGCUUCUCGCAGCGCUCGACCUUAGAGACGCAUUCGAGAACGCACACGGGCGAGAAGCCGUACAUGUGCGUGGAGUGCGGGAAGAGGUUCACGCAGCGCUACAAUUUGGAGAUGCAUUCCAGAACGCACACGGGCGAGAAGCCGCACGUGUGCAAGGAGUGCGGCAAGGGCUUCUCGCAGCGCUCCACUUUGGAGAAGCAUUUUAUAACGCACACCGGCGAGAGGCCGUACAUGUGCGUGGACUGCGGGAAGAGGUUCACAACGCGUACUUAUUUAAAUAAACAUUUGGUCAUACACACCGGUGAAAAUCCACCCAUCUGAAUGGUGGACUGUUUGGCAGCAGGCUCAACUGCUGAGUAGCAAUUUUAGAUUCACAUAGUAGAACACACUGGAGAUAUGAAGCCACACACAUGUUGGCAAAAGAGCGCUUGGGCAGAAUUGUUCACGGUACCGUAGUGCGGAGACACUGUUGGAUAGUCGCAGCUGCCCCUUGCCAAGGAUUGUGGGAAGGGGUAUUUAUUCGUAACAAUAUUUAUAAAGAACCAACCUUCGAGCUCGCACUGAGUGGAAACCUUCUAUUGAAGUGUUUCGCUCUUGGGAUGCUUUUAAUCGUUUUUUUUCCCCCGUCAAUAUCACACAUCAGUUGCUCGAAGAUAUAAAAUUAACGGUCGCGGUGAUCCUGUGUAACUAAAACCAAAUUAACAAUAGUAGUUGUAGAAUAUUAAUGGCUUGCCCCUCCCUGUAUAAAACCAUACCGGCCUCCUAGAUCUGCGAUGAGGUGUUUGGAGUGGAUAGUGCCACACGGAUGUGGGGUUGCAAACUGGGGUUGCAAAAGAGAUGAGCUAAAAUGUUUGGACACACUGUUCUGGGAAAAGAUGUCACACUCAAUGCACAAGAGGGGGAAUGUGACGCUCGUACUGACUGACUCCAACAGGCCUGCAUCAAUCACAAUCGCCAUGCUUAUUGACGACGACUGAAAAGAGACCUAGCCCCCUCCUCCUUCCUAUCGUGCAUCAAAUGUAAAUUUCCAGGGAGACGCUUGUGCGAUGAGAGCUGAGAGAAUGGACACGGUUUGUAGAAUCAGACCCUGCCCAUCACAGAGGACGACCAACUGAACUGAACUUUUAAUGCUUGGAGAGACACAGACGCGAAGACACACGGAUGGCGGAGAGGAGGCUAGAGCGGUUUAAAACGUUUUUGUUUAUUUUUUACCAUGUAAAGCCUCGUUGAGCUAUGCAGUUCUUUAUUCAGAAGCGACAUGGCCAAAAAAUUAUUGCUCAACGAAGCGGCUGAUCACGUGGAAAUUUGUAGGAGUAGCAGCCAAAUAAUCCAAACGCACGUUUCUAAACGUGGAGGGGAAAAUCGGAAGACCUGGUGAAAAAUCCACGCGACCACGGGGAGAGAGAGAGAGACAUGCAAAAUCAAAAUAUACAGCAGGUUGGGAUCGAAGCAACGACCUCCUGCAAACCAGGAGUUGGCCUCAUUGGAGAUGCUGACGGGACACAGAAAUAGGUUACAGAAAUUGGAUGCUCACUCUUGCCAGUAGGUGGCAGCAAAAAGCUAAGAGGGGCGCCACUGUGGCGACAUGUUUGUUAUCUCACCCGCCUGUUAUGCAGGUUUAGUCCCAAAGCUGACCAUAUUUUGGGUUUGCGUGUCUCUCUCCCCGUGGUCGCGUAGAUUUGUUUUUAUCCGGGUCCUCCUGGUUUCCCCUCCACAUUUAGAAUCAACAUCACACGUUUCGCUUGUUUUGGUUGCUAUACAUUUCUACAUGAUGACGAUAAGCCACUUCGUUGAGCUAUGAUUUGUGAUAACCAGGUCGCUCCUGAAAAAUAUCUACAUAGCUCAGUGGGCUUUACUUGGAAAAUGGAAUAGUUUCGUUUGUGUUAGAUCACAUUUGAACUACUCCGUGUACUCGUGCGAGAGUAAAAUGGUUGUAACUACAAGUUAUGUAUUUACUUGUGAGAGCAGCAUGACUUGAGAGACUGUAAACCGCAUGGAGGAAGAGGAGAUGUGCGGUCACCGGGGCUUACCGACGGCCACCUAUCGACGGCACUCAUUCAACCUUGAGCAGUUGCUCUGGUCAACGACUUCCGGUGCUCAUCGCUUGCUGUGUGUUCCUCCGCGAGUGCCGACUAUUGCUUUAGUUGCCUGCCCUGUGACUGUAAAGCGUCGUGUUUGAUAGUUGCGAGCGUUACGGAGAACGGCAAUUUUGUUUAAGUGCCAAAAUCGGCCUCCGGUCUUUUUGGGACAGGGUGGUGGUGGUGGUGGCGUGGCAGAAUUUUGAGAUUCUCCCCCCACGACCCUAUCUUUAAAGAUACACUGGAGCCAGUUAUUUGCCCCUUGACAAAGCUCAUUCACCCACAGCAUCUGCUCGACCAACCACUGCCAGCGCGUAUCACUUGCUACUUAUUGAUGCCGGUUACUUGCUGUACGUUCCUCCGCGUGUGCCGACCAUGGCUCGCGCCGCCUCCAUUAAGGCGCCGCUCCUUUACACCCCGUAGAUGGUUUCUCGCAGCGCACUGGACGGACAAUUGAAACGCAAGAUAAUGUUUGAUGCUCGACAACGUUAUUUGGAAGUGAUAUUGGAAUGGAAAGUGAUGAUAUUGGAAUGGCACAUCUUCAAAUCGGCCACGCACCUAUAUGCCUGCCAAGACCACGUGUGGGCACUGGAUCAACCAAUAUUAACUCAAUCGCUUGUUGCGUCACAACUCAAGCGCUGUCCACUAGUACCGAUAGCCCCCUUACGAUUUAAACAAUAUUUGUAUAUAUAUACAGGAUUGCUCCUAUGGGUUAGUGGUAUAUAAAGGGAGAAAGGUACCACUCAUGUAGAUUCUUCGGAUUUUUAGUUCUGCCAGCUCUCGGUGACUUAUUUCUCUGCAAAGAGUUGGUGGUGGUGGUAUCAAAAAAAUAUAUCCGGCAACAAUGCCGAAGAUAGAUCUGCUGCGAGUUGUUUUUUUUACUUAAGGCUAUCUUGUUUGUGUGACUAUAAAGAGUAGUUGUUUGAUAGUUGUGCGCGUCACGGAGAACGCCAACUUUGUUUAAGUGCAAAAAUUGGCCUCUAGUCUCUGGGACAGGGUGGUGGUGGCAUAAUUUUUAGACUCUACCCUUUCCUAAAGAGACACUGGAAGCCGUUAUUUGCUCUUGACUAAAGAUCAAUUAGUUAUUAGUCGUAUACGAUAUUAGUCCUGUAUAUUUUCUGUUUAAUAUCUCUUUAGAAAGUGAUUACUUCUUAUAGUCGUUGCAGUAUUUUUCAUAGAUAACAUUAAAGUGCAUUCCUAAGUUUCUGUAGUAUUGCUAGUGAUACUCUAACCUAUGUGUUGUGUAAUAAAUGUCAUUUUUAUGAAAGUUAGUGCUACUGUGUAGUUUACACGAUUGGUUAUCACCCUUCCGUGAUGCUUCUUCAUUAAAAUCUUAAAAGACA
Messenger RNA from Lethenteron reissneri (Far Eastern brook lamprey), 5044 nucleotides. RefSeq names its product oocyte zinc finger protein XlCOF6-like. The record is from RefSeq and is a predicted model, not a curated record. Lineage: Eukaryota; Metazoa; Chordata; Hyperoartia; Petromyzontiformes; Petromyzontidae. Gene Ontology annotation, biological process: regulation of transcription by RNA polymerase II. Gene Ontology annotation, molecular function: DNA-binding transcription factor activity, RNA polymerase II-specific; RNA polymerase II cis-regulatory region sequence-specific DNA binding.